Messenger RNA from Caenorhabditis sp. 36 PRJEB53466, 10229 nucleotides. The record is from the annotation of a GenBank genome assembly. Lineage: Eukaryota; Metazoa; Nematoda; Chromadorea; Rhabditida; Rhabditidae.
AUGACGGAGAAUCGACGAGAAAUGAGCAGGUGCCGAAGAAGGCACAAAUGGAGACGGAGCGGCACGGAUUCGGUCGAAAUUGAGGAAGAGGAAGGUAAAAUUGGGUGUGGAGGCUUUUUUCGCGAAAAUUUAUCGCAAAAAUUUUCAAAAAUUGACCGUCCUGGUUGCAAAACGUCUAUCGGUUGCGAAGUGUCUCGAUUACGAAACGGAGAUCAGUUGCAAACCGGCCACCGAGUCCACAAGUUCAGGUGUUGGAUAUUCGGUUGUUUCGUGUGGCGGCUGGUUGCGAAACGUCUUUUGGAUCAAUCAGAACGAACAUUGAAAAGUGUUUGGUUGGAAAACGUCCAUUGAGUUGCCAACCGGUUGCGAAACGUCUCCGAGCAAAGAACAAAGUUUGCUUACUGGAAGUCUUGCGACGUUUCCUCUCGGCGACCUCCGCUCUUUGUUCGCGUCGGUUCCUUCUCUAUCGCAUAAUCAGAAAAUUAUCGGCACUUCCAAGAGAGCACGGAGCACAUGACUACAGUCGUUCCCCGAGAAUCAGCCGUUUUUUCGCCCAUUCUUGUGCCUUUCCUCUCUUCCUUCCUUCCUUUUUCAAUUAGACUAUAGUCGAUUCUCGUCUUCUUCUUCUCGCAGUCACUUACCGAAGGAUUACUGUAGCCGUCUCGCGGACACAAAGGAUCGUGCCAGACAUUGAAAACAACGAUAAUUGAGUCGGAAAAAAAGAGGGGGACUGUCUGGGAUGUCUGUUUUUGCGAUGGACGUAGAGGAGAAGCCUUGGAUCUUUCGGUUCUUGGUCCCCUCAUCAUUUGAACUCGGGCUUCGUGCAGUUUUGAGAUAAUGAUAAUGUAUACAUGUUUUUUACACUUGAAUAGAAGUCACGAGAACGGAUUAGUCGAUGCGUUUCUUUGUCCGAAAAGAGUUGCGAAGCGGAAAAGUUUGAGGUGGAAGAGCGAAAUGUCCUUCCUGAGCUUUCUGCGUGUUCAUAGAUAGUCAGAAAAUGUGUCUGUUUUCUCAAAUCCUUGGAAAAUGUGUAGUUGCGAACAGUCUAGUAGUGAUUUCGAAGUGUCCGACAGUUGCGAAACGUCCAUUGGCUGAAAAGCGCGCAGAGAAAAGUGGGACGCUGGUUGCAAAACGUCGGUCCGUUCCGGUCGUCAUUUUCCUGGUUUCUGAACAGGUUAGGCGGACCUAAACCGCUUCUAACCGGUUGCAAAACGUAGACGUGGUCGAUGGUUCCUCGCCGAACAUUUUCUGUUUCUUACACUUGGGGCGAUCGCACAAUCAAAACAAUUUUCGAUUGAUUCUACGGGGAAACGCUCCGAACUCUACGUGCUUUUUCUCUCAAAAUCCCAAAUUCCUACUUGCCCCCUCUCAUAAAAAAACAAGUGGGCGGAGUCGGAAGGUCACGAUACGAAUGGGACGGUGCCAGGCACACACGACCCACCACGACAAGCAGAUAAUUUAAUAAUAUAAGCGGCGGUCCUCCUUCGGGCACUGUCACAAAUACAGUGCGUCGAGGCGGAAAUAGUCGUCUGGCUCGCUUUUUUUUUCCGAGUUCUCCACAAAUUUUUUUUCCCAUUUUCAGACUAUUCGAAUCAACCUUCGUGCUCUUCUUCUUCGGCUCCCGCUUCGACGUCUUCAGAACCAGAAGCCCCUGAAAUCGUGAGCCCGACAAGGUCUAGGAUGGCCGGAUAUUAUCAAUCGACUGAAAUGUGAGUGAUUUGACGGGGAUAAUCUGUUUUUGAACAACUUCUUCUUCUUCUUCUCCCUCUCUUGCUCCUUCUCCUUGAUGAUGUACGGAUUAAUCUGAUGAAAAGCAGCUCUGCGGCGCCUCGUAUAUAAUUUGUUAUCCUUUUUGCCCUCUCUCUCCCCAUCUUCUUCGUCUUCAGUUUGCUCUUCUUCUUCGCCUUUCUCUCUCUCCCUCUCUGAAACACCGCAAAAAGUGUGAGAGUGACGGAAAUGGGGCGCGAGCCGUCGCCGACCGACCGACCGACCCCAACUCUUGAUGAAAACAAAUUCAAUUUUUCGUUCGAGCCCGAGUUUCACGCAGAUUUUCGGCCCUAAUCGAUCGACGGCUUCCGCGCAAGUUGAUAGUCGACGAUUUCAGCAAUCGUACGCUUUUCUCCUUUUUCUCCUAAUUCUAUAGAUUACUGUAGACGGUACUUAUGACGGCCGUAACACCUGAACACAUUUAUUUCAUCAACGACUCUCGACGACGCACGAAACAGUUUUAGAAAAUACUGUAGAAUACGUUUGGCUACUCGCAAAGUUCAACCUUUUGUCAUGCAUCAAUCCCAAAGGUGUCGUUCCAAUAUUCCACUAAUCUCUCUCUCUCUCUCUCCCUGGAGAGAGGUGCUCUUUUCUAUUCAUUAAAAGUGCUUCUUCUUCUCCUUCUUUGCCUUCUUCUUUUUUGCCCAUCAGCUCGAGAUGAGCCGCCGCACACCUUGGUGGGCACGGCAAAAGAGACGGCGAGGCGCCAAGACGCUCUCGCCAGCUCUUCCCUUCCCUUUUUUCUCUUUUCGAGCUCUUCCUCCCCCAGCUGCGUGCGCUUCCUUUUUUCAGCUUUUCUCCUAUUUACUCUUCAUUCACACCAGAUAUUGCAGCAUUGGACCCGACGCGAUGCUCCUCACCGAGCAUCCGCCACCGAGAAACGGACGUACGAGACGUAGAUCCGAUGGAGCUCCGAUGCCGACCUUUGCCUUCUUUGCCCUCUUCCUAUGCGCCAUUUUGCAGGUAACUUUCCACAUUUAUUUUUACUAUCGCCGCAUUUCAAAGUGAAUGCGCUCGCCAGCCCCGAUAGUAGUAGAGAGUUUGUGGAAUUUUAUUCGAUUUGGCGAGAUUGAAUAAAAGGGUUGACAUGGUGAUAAGCCGGCCCGAUAUCACUUGUUUGGCGCCCGCCACUCGAUGAUGACGGCAAUGAGCCGCCUCGAAAGAGAGAGAGAGAGCUCAUGAUGUCGAGAUGAGGAUGAUAAACAGCCGCCGACGCGGCUAAUCCGGCGCCGUCGAGCGGAAAAACUUGAAGUUUGGAAAGGCUGAAAAUGUUUGACGGCGAAAAACAAAGUUCAGAAAUUCGAAAAUCAACAUACUAGAUUCUAACGACACCAAAACCUUGAUUUUUUCCAGAAGUUUCUUGAGUAAUAAACGUAGCUAGUAAUCUACAUGGAAAACGCGCAAAAGUUUACAAAUAGAUAGUGCUGUGAGCUACACUAACCCUCUACUUUCGGUUUCAGCCGUGCUCCGCGAUCACCGAACUGCGAUGCGGUCCGAUCGACAUUCGCAACUCGCCGAACGGUUUCCGCACGCCUUUCUCGUCCACUGGCGAUCCGAACACCAUCCGCGACUACGAUCAACAGUAAGAUUACGGUAGUCACACUACCGUAUCCCUCUCUUUUUCAGCAAAGACCUACAAAUCAACUGCACCGUCAUCGAAGGAUCGCUCGCCAUCGCGUUCGUUUUGGAGGACAACAAGUACAAGAGUACGGACUAUCCGCGCUUUCCGUACCUGCGAGAAGUCACCGGAUCGGUGCUGUUGUUCGAAACGAGGUAGAGAUAGCAAGAAGAGCAUGACCCUAAACUUUUGACUUUGACUCAUUGAGGAUCCUAACUUUGCAAGAUGAUCAGUUUUGGCUCCUAGUGUCUACCUUGAAAAUUUCAGAUCCAUUGGAACAGCCUAUCUGGAGAUGUAUAGAUUUUAGGGGGGGUCAAAAAAGCUGCCCGAUGUUUCCUUUUUACGUCACAAAAGUUGUAUUUCAGCGGACUGUCCACCCUGCGCCACAUGCUGCCGAACCUUCGUGUGAUUGGCGGAGCGAGACUCAUCCAGCACUAUGCGCUCAUCAUCUUUCGCAAUCGUGACUUGAUGGAGGUGAGUGCGGGAAAAGUUACACAUGAAUCCCUACUUUUUUGAAAAAAUUAACAAAAACACCAUUUGCAGUUGGGUCUGACGAGCCUUCGCGUGAUCCGCAACGGCGGCGUCCGAAUCGCCGAGAACAAAAAGCUGUGCCACGCGAAAUCGAUCGAUUGGAAGCGAGUGACGCGCUCGUCGAUCAACGACGUCUACAUUGACGACGCGGUCGACGACGCGGUGGCCGACACUGGUCGGAUCUGUCUGCGAGGCGCGUGCCACGACGAUCCGGACAUGAACGAGUGCAUGUACGCGCACACGGAGAAGGAGGGACUCGUGCAAUCGUGCUGGAACGACACGACGUGCAUGAAGAGGUGCGACUACGAUCGGCUGGGCGACGACGGCGAACUUCAGGGACCGGGCUGCGAUCCGCUUGGCGCCAGGUGCCACGACGAGUGCAUCGGCGGAUGCGAUCGGCCGAACGACGCGACCGCGUGCAGCGCGUGCAAAAACUUUCAUUAUAAGGGAAAGUGUAUUGCGGAAUGUCCGCGCCACUUGUUUCGUUUUCUCGACCGCCGCUGCCUCACGGAACAGACGUGUCUGUCGCUGAACCCGAGAAUCAAUAUGGUCGAUAAGAAGAUCAAGGCGAUCGACGGACUCUGCUCGGACCGAUGCCCCGACGGAUGGGAACAGCAUCCGACGAACAGCACGCAGUGUCAAAAGUGCGUCGGAAAGUGCGAAGUCGUGUGCCCCGGCGAUUUCAACGUUGACAGUUUUCCGAAAGCGCAGGCGAUCCGAAAGUGUACCGUCAUAGGAGGAAGUCUGAAGAUCGAGCUGAAGGGCGGCCUCGACUCGGGAAUGGCCAAAGAGGUUCAGCAGAUUUUUGCGAACAUUCAUACGAUUGGCGGAUAUCUCCAAAUCUCGAGAUCGCCGCUUUUCCUCACACUUCACAUGUUCAAGAAUCUUCGAUUGAUUGAAGGCCGCGACCUGUAUCGCGGCGAGUACAUUGUGUCGAUCACUGAAAAUGCGAACCUCCGAAAGCUGUUCCCCCACUACAAUUUCACGAUCAGUCUGAGCAAUAAUCAGAAUCGAACUGCGUCGCAACUCGUCCAAAUCCACAACAAUCGUCUGCUGUGCUACAAAGAAGUGCGGACGAUGAUGAAGGCGGUGUCUGGCAGGCCGCCCGACGAGGACCAUCAGAGUCAGAGCAGCAACGGCGACAAGGCAGUCUGUCAGGACGACGAGAUUCUGAUCAACGUGACGGCGGUCACUCACGACUCGUUCACGCUCACCUGGAACGCCUUCAACACGACCGACAUUGAUCAUCGCAAAUUCCUCGGCUACGAGAUCUACUGGAAAGAGGUGCCUUUCGCGGAUCCGAAAAUGACGAUCGACGACGAUCGGAGCGCGUGCGUCGACUCGUGGAGUCAGGCGUUCAAGCCGCACGUCGAGCCCGACGUGCCCAAGGACAAUCUCACCGUCUCGUACAUGUUGUACACCGAGCAGGCCAUCAAACCCCAUACGACGUACGCGUUCUACGUGCAGACGCAGAUGGUGCAUCACCCCGGCGCCCGCUUCGGAGUCACCAAGAUUGGUUUCGUGACCACCAAGUUCUACACGCCCGAUCCGCCCGUCAUUGAGAUUAAGGACAUUGGUCAUAGCAGCAUGAGGUGAGCGGAAUUGACAACUUUUUUGUACAACAACUUUUAAGAAUCUCUAAUUUCCACAAUCUAUCUUCUUGAGAGUGUCUGUACAAAAAGUGCUACGUGCAUCGGUGAAAUAUUUCAGUGUGCAAUGGGAGCCGCCGCACCAGCCGAACGGAGUGAUCACUCACUACGUGGUCUCGUGGCGCGAACUCCCAAUCAAUACGGUCGCGUUCGCGGAGCAGUACUGCGUGAUGAACAGUCCGAACGCGCCGUCGAUCGACACGACGAGCGACGAGCACAUCGACGUGCUUAUCCAGGAAUCGACGACGACCGCCGCGCCGUCGCUCUUCGCCACCUACGCGCCGAACAUGCGCAAAGAACAGUGCUCGAAGCACGACUGCUGCGAGUGUGUCGCGCCGCCGCCGAAACCGACGAAAUCGCCGACGGCAGUGAUCGAGGAGACGGACGAGACGGCCAAGUUUGAGAAUGAACUGCUCAACGACAUUAUCACGCGGAAGUGGGUAGACGGAUGGGUGUUGUUGUUGGGGGCCAGAUUGAGUUUAGACGGAUGCGGCAUCGCUUCAUAUGUUUUUGAGUGGAAAAUUGAUAAUUUUGGGCUAGGACUUUUCUAUCUUCCGAUUAGAUUCUUCUGUUGCGCAAUUAUUAGUAUUGGCAUUGGGUUUGAUCGGAAAAAAACCAAAAUUUGUUUUUGAAAUCGUACAAAUUCUAUGUGAAGCGAUGCUCGUGGGCCUAUUCACUCGGGGCAAAAAAGAAGUCGUCUUCCUGUUUUGAAUUGUGCGUUUUGCCGACUGAAUAGGCCCAUCAAACACUAGCGAGUUUUGCAUUGAGUGCAGUGUGUUCACCCCCUUCUCCGCCCACGCUUUCCUCAGUUCAAUACCGCCCGUAAUAAAAGCCCCCCUCGCCCUCCGAUUAGCAGUAGAAAGAGUUGCCCCGAUUAGCGCUAGUGUGUGUGUGCAGAUGUGACGCGGCAAAGGAUCCGAUGAAGUGUGUGCUUCUUCGCUCGCGGCCGCCCGAACUCGAAGAGCUGGAAGAGGACGAGGAGGAGGAGCAGGAGCCGACGGCUUUGCGGAUCCGCAAAGCUUCGGAAGCAGUCGACCGUCUUCGCCGCCGUCUUUAUCGCCAAGUUCACGCGAUCCGUCGAUCGCCCGGCGACGUGCAAUACGAACAGAUUUCCGAUAUGAUUGUGUAUGACUCGGUCCCUUUUUCGGUUCGAUGCUCGCUUCUUCUUCUUCUUCUUCUUCUUCUUCUUCAACACGUCUGUCUGCAUGCCAUUAAAUUGCUUGGCUAUACCUUUUUUUGCUUGAAAACUUUACAUGGGCUCAAAUUGCUGGACUUUAAUCGAAAUUCCCAACUCUUUUCCCUUCUUUUUGAGCAAAACAAAAGUCAACAAUCUUGCGAUAAGAAAUUUCCGUCCAAAUUGAAUAAUUUUGGAGUUUUCCGAGAAAGCAUGUAUUUUUAUCUGCACCCUCAUCAAAACUAUAUCCUAACCCGUCGUUUGCCCACUAAAAAAACUCCUUCCGUGAUGAUGAUGAUGUCGUUGGGUGUGGUCCUUUCCUAUCAAUCUGAAACUUCUUCUUAUACCUAUCUCAAUCUUUUUUUAGCAUCAUCGCCAACUUUUCUAGAGACGCAAUCCGUAGCCGACGUGCCAUUCAAACCGCCGGCCAAAUCAGUGAAAUGGUGGAGAAAGCGGAGAGGAAGCCCGACGCGACAACGUCCGUUUCCGUCGUCAGCCCGGCGCCCGGCAGACCUUCGAUGAGCGUGGGCCGCGUCGGAAAUAAGCCGAACAUGGUCGGACUGCAGACAGAACUCGUCUCGAAGCACGUCGAGACGGCGAACGUGACGGCGAAAAUGUUUGGCAACAAGUUCACCAUCACCAAUUUGAAACACUAUACUGCCUAUGCGGUGAGUACACGACGAGGCAGACUUGCGCGCAAUAGGCUGGGGCAACCAUUUCUCACUUGCAGAUCUCUGUGAUGGCGUGCCAGAAUACGAGCGUCGAGCAGCACUACUGCUCGGACGGCGGAAAGGCGUCGAAGAAGCGGUUCACGCGCGCGCUGACCGAAAUCGAUCAGGCGCACGUGGACUACGUGGACGGCGAGUCGAUUCGCGUCGAGUUUCUGAACGACACGGCCGACGUGCACGUGACGUGGAAGGCGCCGAACGAGAAUCUGACGAACGGCGGCAUAGUCGGCUACAUGGUCUACGUGGUCGAUUUGACGGGCCACCAGCACACGCAGACGUGCGUGCAAGCGACCGCCAACUGGACCGCCCACAAGCACGGCGCCAUCAUCAAAAAGCCAUCCGACGGACUUUACAAGUGAGUUUUUGAGCCGGGGAAUUUUGCGAUUUCUUAGAAAACCGCCUUUCUAGACCACACCCGAAAUUUUUGCAGAAUUCGUCUGCGCGCCCAAUCGCUGUACGCCCAAGGUCCCGCGUCGGUGACGAAGGAGCCGUUCACGGUCUACACACCGGGCUUCUGGACGCUCGAGCGCAUCAUCGUCGCGCUGACCAUCUUCUUCAUCGUCGUCGCCGUCGUCGUGAUCGUGACGUACUACAACGUGCAGGAGCACUACGGCAAAAAAGUGAAGCAGAUGGCCGAUUUCAUGUCGUCGAAUCCGGAGUACUGUCAGGACGAGGCGUACAAACAGGACGAGUGGGAGCUGUCGCAGGCGGACGUGGCGGUCGGCGAGCAGAUGGGCGAAGGCGCGUUCGGAAAAGUGUUCCUCGGCCACGGCGCCGACGUUAUGUCGAGAAUCGGAUUCCGUUUCGGACCAUGCGCCAUCAAGAUCAACUCGGCGGAACUGGUGACUGGCGAGAGCAUGAACUACCUGAUGGAGGCGAACAUUAUGAAGAACUUCAACACGAACUUCAUCGUCAAACUCUACGGUGUCGUGUCGACGAUCACGCCGGCGCUGGUCGUGAUGGAAAUGAUGGAGCUCGGAAAUUUGCGCGAUUUUCUGCGAUCGAAACGCGACGACGAGGUGUUCAACGAGAUGGACUGCGAGUAUUACGACGUGAUUCCGAUGGAGAAGUUCCAGGAGUGGGCGGCGCAGAUCGCCGACGGAAUGGCCUACCUCGAGUCGCUCAAAUUUUGUCAUCGAGAUUUGGCCGCGCGUAAUUGUAUGAUCAAUAAGGACGAGACGGUGAAGAUUGGCGAUUUCGGAAUGGCGCGAGACCUCUUCUAUCACGAUUAUUAUAAGCCGAGCGGAAAACGAAUGAUGCCUGUCCGCUGGAUGUCGCCCGAAUCCCUCAAAGACGGAAAAUUCGACUCGAAAUCCGACGUCUGGAGUUUCGGAGUCGUUCUUUACGAAAUGAUGACUCUGGGAGCACAACCGUACAUCGGACUGAGCAACGACGAGGUGCUCAACUACAUUGGAAUGGCCCGGAAAGUGAUAAAGAAGCCCGAGUGCUGCACGGAUUACUGGUACAAGGUGAUGUCGAUGUGCUGGCGGUACAUGCCGCGCGAUCGCCCGAGUUUCAUGCAACUCGUCCGUUUGCUUGCCAUCAAUGCCUCGCCCCGAUUCCGAGAGCUGUCGUUUGUGCUCAAUAACCGGCAAGAGUCGGACGACGAGGAGGUGCUCGAUAUGGACGCGAUGGAGAUUAUCGAAAUAAUUCCGCCCGAAGAGGAGGAGGCUCAAGGAGCGGAAGCCCGUGAGGAAGAGCCCGCCGACGAGCGCCGCAACACGGACUCGAUUCCGAUGCGCGAAUUCAAGCCCUCGCUGAACGGACUCAACAGCCGCAGCACUCUCUCGGUCGCAACGGACAACGAGGACUCGACGGCGUUGUUGCCGAAGCAGCAGCAGCACAGACGGCAGCGGAGUCUCGACGACGAGUACGCGUUGAUGAACCAUAGCAGGGGACCGAGUGAUCCGGAAGUCGUGCACUACGCGUCCGCGGGCGAUGGAGACUAUGUCGAGAGGGAUGUGUCGAACGAUGUGCCCACGGUAUGCGUUUCCUGGGCCAAAAUUGUCAUUUCUAGUUGAAACUUUUCAUUUCUUUGCAGAGACGUAACACUGGCGCGAGCAGCUCGAGCUACGGGACCGGAUCGCAAGCGUACUGCCUCUCGAACCGCGGCGGAUCGAACGAGCGUGCCGGAUUCGCCGAAUCGCUGCGACUCACCGAUCAUCUCGGAUCGGGACACCUCGACGACGGGGACUACGUCGAGAAGGAUCUCUCGAUGGAUACGGUACGCUUUUGUGCGAUUGUCGAUGGGUUUUUUGCUUAAAAUUUUUCAUUUUCCCACCAAACCAACUGUCAGCCUAAUCUCGAUAUCUCUUCAAUUUCAGCGCCGCAGCACGGGAGCGAGCACGUCGUCGUACGGAAUGCCGCCGACGACCAACUGGACGUCGAACCGUGGCGCCGCCUACUACGCGGAGCGGCCACGCAACGGCGGCGGACGCGGGGACCGUCUCACCCAUCUGCCAGGCACUCAACACCUCCAUAAUAGCAGCGGCGGAGGAGACUAUGUGGAGAGCGAGCCGAAGCACAGCUCCCCAUCGGUACGCUUUUUUCGUUGUAUUUUGGCAUCGUUCAGCAGGAGAAAAUCGAGAUUUUUUGUAAAAAUGAGCUCAUUGCACUGUCCGUCCGAAUCAGAAACAGUUACUAUUUUGCAGCGCAACGGAAACGGCCCGUACUGCGGCUCGAAUAAUCGCGGCGGCAGCUUCAACGGACGCAACGGAUUCGGCGAGCUGACCGAGGACAACGAGCCGCAUCCGCUCGCCUAA